Messenger RNA from Centrocercus urophasianus (Greater sage-grouse), 965 nucleotides. RefSeq names its product developing brain homeobox 2 (gene DBX2). Lineage: Eukaryota; Metazoa; Chordata; Aves; Galliformes; Phasianidae. Gene Ontology annotation, molecular function: DNA binding; DNA-binding transcription factor activity, RNA polymerase II-specific. Bases 1 to 939 code for a protein of 312 amino acids. The record is from RefSeq and is a predicted model, not a curated record. The transcript has 4 exons. Gene Ontology annotation, biological process: regulation of transcription by RNA polymerase II.
AUGCUGCCCAGUGCGCUGUACUGGGACCUGGUGGGCUCCUCGGCGCUCCUCAACCUGCCGGCGGCGCCGGGCUUCGGCAGCCUGGGCAAAAGUUUCCUCAUCGAGAACUUGCUGCGGGCCGGCGCACCGCAGAGCCCUGCCCAGCUCCGUCCCCUCCCCGCCAGCCCCGUCCCCCUCAAGCUGUGCCCCGCGGCGGAACAAAUCAGCCCCUCGGGGGGUCCCUAUCCGACCAGAUGGGCUUUCCAAGUGCUUAACCCCUCGGCGGCGGACGGCGGCCGCCUACCAGCGCGGGCUCCGGCGGCGGACAGAGGCGGCGUCUUCCCGCCGGCGGCCACAGCUCUUUCCAAACACUUUUUUCUCCGAGCCCCGCCAUUCUACUCAGCAUGCUGCGGUGGGUCCUGUCAGCACCCUGCAUCCCCCACUGCUUUUCCAAGAGAGGAAAGUGUCCUGCCUCUUCUGACCCAGGAGUCUAACUCCAAAGCCCGGAGAGGUAUAUUAAGAAGAGCUGUCUUUUCUGAAGACCAGAGGAAGGCUUUGGAGAAAAUGUUUCAGAAGCAGAAGUAUAUCAGUAAAACAGACAGGAAGAAACUGGCCAUUAACCUGGGCCUAAAGGAGUCUCAGGUAAAAAUUUGGUUUCAGAAUCGAAGGAUGAAGUGGCGAAACUCCAAAGAAAAGGAAGUGCUUUCAAACAGGUGCCUCCAAGAAGGUCUUCAGGAAAACUACCUCUCACAGUCCGCCAUGAAUUUUGCCUCCCCAUGUCCCUCUGUGUGGGAAGUGUCACAGGAGCAGACAAGUCCAAGGUGGAGGGAGAAGUCUCCAGGAAACUCUGAAAGACUGGCUAGUAUACAGCCACCUCCAAGUGCAAACUCAUCACAGAGCCCGUUGUAUUUGUAUCCUGACCAUGACACUGCAAAUAAGGCAGUUACAUCAUCAACCUAAGAAAGUAGGGCCAGUUUGUAAAUUGA